AUGCUAAUGCUGAUGAUUGCUGACGGGCGUACACUCCGUGGGCUCAAGACAGGUUCCGACUUAGAGUACGAUGACAAUCAAAAAGUCGGCGUCGUUGCGACUGAUACACAUCAAAGCACUUCAGUUGUGGCAUGGAACCCUCGAAGAGGCACUAAACAGAGCGACGAAAAGUCCGUGUCCUUUGAUAACUUAAUGAACACGAAUAUGAUGCCGUGUCCAAAAAACCAUUCGGGAAUGGUGAUGAUCAGCACGUCAAAACUUACUCCAACACAAAUUGGCGAUAGCAAUUACAAGGUCAUUGCAUCGAGGACGCAGACUGACGAUCACGAUAAACAUGGAUUAUUAGGCAGUAAGAUCAGCAACGAACAAUUGUCGAAUAACAAGCCUGGCCACACGAAGAGACUUCACGAGGAGAUGCCUGCGUCUUUUGUGCCUAUGACUCCAAGUCCGACGAACACUCCGACUGCAACAUUUUUAGAUCAAAAGUUACCACAAUCGUUUCAUGCCGUUCCGGAGAGCUCUCUGUCGUCUGAUUUUAGCGAGUUGGAAGAUGAGAGGGAAUCGAUUUCGCAUUCUGACACCACAAAAAGCGCCGAGGCGCUCGACAAUCACCAAAAAUCGUCCUCUUUCACAUCGGAAACCAGGUCGCUUGAGCAAUCGAUUGUGGAACUAAUCGUUAUUAUUAUAGGGACUAUUGCGGGCUUGUUAGCCUUUGCAUCGCGCCAGAUUCUGAAGGAAAUGGGAGAUGAUGAUGAUGCUAGUUUUUUCUAG
Messenger RNA from Plasmopara halstedii, 771 nucleotides. RefSeq lists its product as uncharacterized. The record is from RefSeq and is a predicted model, not a curated record. The transcript has a single exon. The coding region runs from base 1 to 771 and encodes 256 amino acids. NCBI's taxonomy places the organism in Eukaryota, Oomycota, Peronosporomycetes, Peronosporales, Peronosporaceae.